Molecule: messenger RNA, 6344 nt
Organism: Mauremys mutica (yellowpond turtle)
Lineage: Eukaryota; Metazoa; Chordata; Testudines; Geoemydidae
Product: zinc finger protein 239-like
Exons: 1
Coding region: 1231-2001 (256 amino acids)
Biological process (GO): regulation of transcription by RNA polymerase II
Molecular function (GO): RNA polymerase II cis-regulatory region sequence-specific DNA binding; DNA-binding transcription factor activity, RNA polymerase II-specific
Source: RefSeq, a predicted model, not a curated record
GACACGUUUUGACCCACCUGCUGCUAUAACACCGACACAGGCCAAGAGGCUGAUGGACCUUAGCACACUCACAUGCUGACACGCUCGUGCACCGUGACGCACACAUGCACAUGUACAUACGCUGACACAUUCACACACACGCACGAGUCAUACACAUGCACUGUCUGACACACAAACUUAUACAGACCCCCUCCGGCACCCACCCACCCACACUCACACAGGCAGAGAUCACAGUUUCCUGUCCAUUCCCAGGGCUCCCUCCAUUAGCUCCGUCCGUUUGACUGUUGAGGUCUGCAGAACAGCACAUACUUCAUAGCUGUCAAGGCCAACAGGACCCAUUGUGCCCAUGCAGUCAGGCCUCCUGCCUAACCCAAGCCAGAGAAUCUCGCCCAGUAACUCCUGGCUGAGCUGUACCUCCCACAGGGCACGUACCCAGCCCCAGCUGACCUCUCACUCCCCAUGUUUGAUUCCAUGUCCUGGGACGUUCCCUGAAUCACCUAACAAGCCCUGAACUCACCUUGAUUCUUUCCCUCACACUGAGCAGGAUUCCCAACAGCAAAUCUGACGUGGUUCCCCAGACAGAGGGAAGGGAAGCGCUACGUGUCCUGGAUUUCUAGGGUCUGGGCACGGGGUGGAUUCUCCAGCACUGGAAGUCUGUUAAAAUGGAGAUGCAACAUCUCUUUCCCAAAGUCAGGAGUCACUGGGCCACAGGCAGGAAUGGCUGGGGGAGAUAGGAGGCCAGGGUGGAAGGGCACAAUGGGCCUUCAGGCCUAGAUAUCUAUUACCCUAGAGACAGCAGCACAGCAGAGAGGUACAAAAAAUGAAACCAGCUCAAAGUAUUUGUGAGUGCUGUGAAACAGCUGGGAUCCCACAGAGCUGCUGUGAACUCCAGCUCUGCCCCCAUCUCAGCCAGGCUGGGACUGUACCCCGCAACCGUGGCAGCAUCACUGGAAGUCUGGCAGCUGCUCCCCCACUCAGCUACGUUUCCCCUGGGUGUUUGGAGGGGGCGUGGUCGUCCUCUCUCCCCUGCCCCGGCAACUUAUUUGAUCAAUCCAACAAUGAUUGAUUUCACCGCCUUGGCCAUUCCCCAUUCUGAGGAUCUCCUUUGUGUCCCCCAGCAUUGCCCAGCGGAGGGAAUGACUCUCAUCCAGAUUCUUUCUCGUCCCAGCAGGAGCUGAGAUUUAAGAGCGAGGACGAGGAGGGAAUCGGCAGCAAGGAGAUGAUGAGACCAUGGAUCCGGAUGGGACCGCCUCAGGAAUCUCUGGAGCUGAGGAACACCAGAGUCCUGGGCAGGGAGAAGCCCGCGAGGAUCACAGUGGGUUGGAAGAGCAGGCAGAUAGCGAUCCUGAUGCUGUCAGGGGAAGUUUAAAUGUCCAGGAUGGCACCCAGCCAGGGGAGGAUCCAGCCACAUGGGCUGAGCCAGGGAGAGGCCCCAGUGGGAGCUCAGAACAUAGGGCCCAGGAAAGAACCCAGCUGCGGCAGAAGCCCCACUGCUGCCCUGACUGCGGGAAGGCAUUCAGCUGGAGCUCCCACCUCAUUCAGCACCAGCGGGUUCACACAGGGCAGAGGCCCUACAAAUGUCCUGACUGCAGGAAGGGCUUCACCCAGAGCUCAGACCUCGUUACCCACCAGAGAACUCUCUCAGGCGAAAAACCCCACCGCUACCACCAGUGUGGAAAGGGCUUCAGAGUCAGCUCGGGGCUGGCCCGGCACCGGCGGGUCCACACUGGGGAGCGCCCCUACAAGUGCUCUGAGUGUGGGAAGAGCUUUGGUCGCAGUUCCAACCUGCUGACCCACCAGCGCACGCACACAGGGGAGCAACCCUACCGCUGCCACCAGUGUGGCCAGAGCUUCAGCCUCAGCUCCAACCUCCUGGCCCACCACAGGGUCCACACCGUGGAGCAGCCCUACCACUGUGCCCAGUGUGGGAGGGGAUUCAUCUGCAGAGGCAACCUCCUGGCACAUCAACGGUGGCAGCGUGCAGUGGGAGAGACCACCUGAGGGCACAGUCCAUGCGUGGGGGAGAGAAAGAGAGAGUGACCGCCUGAUGGCACAGAACAUGGCAUGGAAGAAAAUUAUCCUGAAUGUUUAUGACUCAAUGUCCCAAGAGAUAAAGAACAAGAUGGGAUAUUAGUUGGUGUCCACUACAGACCACCAAUCACACUAAGGAACAGGGAGACCAGCUCCUUAUACACCUAUCUAUAAUGUGUAGAUAAAAAUGCUGCGUGAUCCUGGGGGAUUUCAAUUUGAGUGACAUAUGCUGAAGAUCUCAUGCUGCCAGUACUAAAACAUCAUUGGAAUUUCUAAACAUUAUAGAUAAUGUCCUAAUUCAAAAAGUGUUGCAUCCAACAUGGGGGAAUGUAUAUUAGAUCUCAUCUUGAUAGAUAAAGAGGAAAUAAUCACAGAACUAAACAUUAAUGGUAACUUAGGUACAAGUGAUCAUUCCUUGAUCAGAUUUAUACUGUGCAAACAGGAUAAAGUCUAGACCAGUGAUAUAUAUAGUUGAGCCAAUUUCACAAAGCCUAAAACAAUUAUGAAUCAAAUCAAGUGGGAGGAAGAAUUGAAUCAGAAAAAUAUGAUUGAUAAUUGGGAAUUGUUUAAGAAGACUUUAUUAGAUGCCUAAAAAGCCAAAGUCCCACAAUUGAGGAAGAAGGCCACUCAUCUGAUUCAGAGGGGAAGUGAAGGCAACUAUAGAAAAUAUAUUUUUUAAAAAGGCUAUAACAAAUGGAAGAAAGGAAAAGUUGAUGAAUAUAAAUCAGAAGCUAGGAAUUGUAAAAUUGAUUAGAGAAGCAAAGGGAUGCAAGAAAAAACCUAUGGCCAGCAGAGUUAAGGACCAUAAGAAGGAGUUUUUAAAGUAUAUUAGGAACAAAAAGAAUCCUGACAAUGGCCUUGGUCCAUAACUAGAUGGAAACGGUAGAAUUGUCAAUAAUAAUGCAGAAAUGGCAGAAAUGUACAACAAAUAUUUCUGUUCUGUAUUUGGGAAAAAAAUAAAUGAUGUUGUCAUAUCAUAUGAUAACAUUCCAUUCCACUAGUAUCGCAGGAAGAUGUUAAACCGUAGCUACUAAGGUCAGACAUUUUUAAAUAUAUAACUUGCAUCCAGAAGUUUUAAAAGAGCUGGCUGAGGAGCUUGCUGGACCAUUAAUGGUGAUUUUCAGUAAGUCUUGGAACACUGGGAAAGUUCCAGAAGCCUGGAACAAAGCUAAUGUUGUGCCAAUAUUUAAAAAGGAUAAAUGAGAUGACUGGAUAAUAUGGGACUGUCCGUCUGACACUGAUCCUAGGCAAGACAAUAGAGCACACGAUACAGGACUCGAUUAAUAAAGAAUUAAAAGAGGGUAAUAUAAUUAGUGCCAAUCAACAUGGGUUUAUGGAAAAUAAAUCCUGUCAAACUAACUUGAUAUCAUUUUUGGAUGAGAUUACAAGUUUGAUUGGCAAAGGUUAUAGUGUUGACGUAAUAUACUUAGACAUCCGUAAGGCAUUUAACUUGGUACCACAUGACAGUUUGAUUAAAAAACUAGAAAGAUAUAAAAUUAACAUGGCACAUAUUCGAUGGAUGAAAAGCUGACUCACUGAUAGAUGUUAAAAGGUAAUAGUAAGAGGAGAAUCAUCACCGAAUGGGUGUAUUAUUGCGGGGGGGGGGGGGUCCUGCAGGGAUCGGUUCUUGGCCCUACCCUAUUGAACAUUUUUAGUAAUGACCUGAAAGAAAAUAUAAAAUCAUCACUGGUAAUGUUCAUAGAUGACACAAAAAUUGAGGGAGUGGUAAAUAAUGAAGAGAAGGCUACUUAUUCAGAGGAAGCUGAAUUGCUUGGUAAACUGGGUGCUAGCAAACAAAAUGUGUUCUAAUACGGCUAAAUGUAAAUAUCUACAUCUAGGAACAAAGAAUGUUGGCCAGACUUACAGGAUGGGGGACUCUAUCCUGGGAAGCAGCUGAACCAGCUAUCCGUGCUGAACCAGCUAGUCCUGUCCAUGCUCUGGCACCGGCUCAACACCCUGAGCCUGGCCCUGGGGAUCCUGGCCCAACUUCAGAGAGUAGCUCUGGGGUUUUUCUGGCCAGGGCUGCACUGGGUCUCUGCAGGGGUCCUAAGUCUCCCCCUGGAGGAGGGAGGACAGGGCCUGAUCUGCCUCUGCAGCCAGGUCCAUGUCUUCUGCCUCCAGACCUUGCAGAGGCUCCUUUAUGGUGCAGGUAGUCAGGCGUGGAGCAUGCUGGUGCAUGACUUCCUCCGCCGCCUCUGAGGGCUCCGAUAUGACUGGCAGCUUCUUUUUCUCCACCCAAGAGGUCUUCCACGAGACCUUUCUGAGCUGCCAGCCUUCUAGCAGGACCUUCUCCAGACUGGAAGCUGUUCUCGGUGACCAGGUCCAUUGUGACCACUUUCGGGGUGGACCUCCUCACGGAGCCCGUGCUACACAACCCCCAACUUUGUGUGCAGGUGGCGGAGUCUCCCUCGUUGCGCCAGAGGCUGGUCCUGGAAGAAACCACCAGGGUCGGAGACCUCCUGGACUACGAAAGGGGGACAUUGAUUUGACCAUCCUGCCUUUCCUCCCCAACACUGCCCUGUUGCCUUCCCUCUCCACCCUGGGGAAACCCAUCUCUGUCAUCAGCCCUCGCCUGUUGCGCUGCAAGGACCCCGCCCUCUGUCACGUCCUGUCCUUCCACUAGCAGGUGCAACUCCAACUGCUACCGGUGGCGUGUGAUGGGGCAAUGCUGAAGGGUGUCCUUCCUGGUGCCCUACCGGGGGCCCAUUACCAGGUCCACUACUUGACAGGGAGGCCUGGUGCUUCCUCUGCCAGGCAGUGGGACCCCCCUGGCUGGCACAGAGGGGUGCCUGGGACCCUCGGGACCCGGGAGUGCUCCGGCCCUGCCACCGCUGGCAACCCUGGUAGCCCAGCUACCACUGCUACCCCUCCUCCUUCUGCCGUUGCUCCCACUCGGGCCACAGGGGCAGCCCCCUCAUCGUGGCCAGACCAGUGGGUGGGCCUUGCCUCAGUCUGUAGCAGUUCGGUGGGGCACACAGAGGAGAGGGCGGUGAGAUUAUUGGUGGGUAAGGGAGAGUGCCCGCCCCUGGGGGACGUUUCCCUUCCUCCCGCUGUCCUGCCCUUGCCGCCCCAAGGCCUGGAACCAUCGUCGUUGCCCCCUGGCCCCGCCCUGCUGACUGGCCCUGCACCUCGGAGGGCUGGGUGCUCAUCCAGGGGAAGCAUGAUGCCCUCAAGUCGCGGGCUCAAUCCCUUCCCUCUGAUGAGGAGGUAGAGGGGGCCCCCCUGAAAAAUACUGAAGGGGGCUGAUCCUACCACACUUUCCACUGCACCCCCUGACGUAGCCUAGCAGGAGGUGCUGGCCAUAGAUGCCAUGGCAACGGAUGGGGGCGGUACCAUCCCCUCGCAAAGUUCCCCCCAAGGAGGAAUCUGCUGGAGUUCCCCCAGCCCCUUUGCCACCUGUGCCCCCCGCUGCCGGCACUGCCGAGGCAAUAGUUGCCCUGGUUCCCGGCAGGGAGGACCCCGGGCCCCUGGGGGCCGACUUUAUGUCCAUCUUUGAGGAGAUUGAGGCCCUGGGUCUGACCCUGAUCACCCAGGGGGAGGACAACCCCCUGCCAGAGGGCCUCAAUCUGGGUGGCAGCUUAAUCAUACCUCCCCCUCUUCUUCCCUCCCCUUUGCCCCAAGCUGGCCUUGUUCCAGACUCCAACGCAUCGCCCGCUCCUCUCCCCUCUACUUCCCAUGCUGCUGCUGCCCCCGAGGUUGUCUCUUUCCUGCUGUCCACAGACAACCCUCAGGAGGCAGUUUUUGUAACUCCCCUUCCCGACCCUGUAGAGGCUGCACUCUUCCCUCCGCUGCCCCUGCCCUUGCCAAGGAUUUUUCCAGUAGGACCACUACAAGCCACCAUUGACUGAAACCAGGAAUACCACAUAGUCAGGAAUAGGAGCAGGAACUGGCAAAAUAACUGCACAGUUGCAGCUCUGCUAAUAAGGAUAAAGAAAGUAACAGAUUCAUGAGAAUGGGAAGGAGUGGAUAGCUGACUUUGGAUCUGGGUGUCUCUGAUUGUGAGUUCCAUGCUGUUGCUAUGACUAAAAGUUGCUUUGCUGAUAAAUAAAAUGAUGAGUUGUUUUUGCUAAUGCUAGGAGAAUAGUCAGCCCACUAGGGAUUACUAAAAGUUAUGUGCUUUGUUUUAAUAGUCUAUAACAAGAUAAGUAAGAAUAUGCAAUGUGGAGCAGUUUGGAGAAGUUUUUCUACGAGCAAGGAGCUGACAUUUUACUCCCCACCAGCUAGGAGGAAGGCCGAUCACCUGAAACUUGCCGUUGCCAAUCAAAACUAUCUCAGAUUGGGGUGCUCUAGACUAUUGCAUAUGUGUGUGCGCU